Messenger RNA from Erythranthe guttata (spotted monkey flower), 2303 nucleotides. RefSeq names its product Concanavalin A-like lectin protein kinase family protein. Gene Ontology annotation, biological process: protein phosphorylation. NCBI's taxonomy places the organism in Eukaryota, Viridiplantae, Streptophyta, Magnoliopsida, Lamiales, Phrymaceae. Gene Ontology annotation, molecular function: ATP binding; protein kinase activity; carbohydrate binding. The record is from RefSeq and is a predicted model, not a curated record.
AUGUAAAAAUAAAAAAUGAAAAAAUUUUCCGGCGAAAUUAAUUACACGAUGAACCCAAGAAAGCUUCUUGUUUUCUUAAUAUUUCCGAUCAUCUUCAACCUCGCCUCCGCCGCCACGGCGGCGGCGCACUCGCCGGAGAACGUGAACCUCGACUUCCCCUUCUUCACACUCCGCAACCUCACCCUCCUCGGCGACUCCUACCUCCGCGACGGCGUCGUGGGGCUCACGCGCCAGCUGGGCGUCCCUUCCUCCAGCUCCGGCGCCGCCAUCUACAACAACCCGAUCCCGUUCUUCGACCCGGAAACCAACACCACCGCCUCCUUCUCCACCAGAUUCUCCUUCUCGAUCGACAACGUCAAUCCGACGUCGUUCGGCGACGGCCUCACCUUCUUCAUCUCCCCCAACAACCAAACCCUAGGCAGCGCCGGCGGCUACCUCGGCCUGGUCAACUCCUCCCAGUUGACCAAGAACACCUUCGUCGCCGUCGAAUUUGACACCCGACAAGACCUCCACUUUGACGACCCCGACGAAAACCACGUCGGUUUGGACAUCGACAGCUUGAUCUCGAUCAAGACCGCCGAUCCGAUGCUCCGAUCGAUCAACCUCAAGAGCGGCAACGUGAUUACUGCCUGGAUCGAUUACUCGAACGACAACCGCAAAACGGAGGUCUUCUUGAGCUACUCCACCUCCAAACCCGAAACCCCGAUUUUGUCCGUCGAUCUCGAUUUAUCCGAUUACUUGAAAGAAUUCAUGUUCGUCGGCUUCUCCGCCUCCACCGAAGGCAGCACGGAGCUGCACUACAUCGAGAAUUGGAGCUUCCGUACACUAGGGUUCAGCCAGAUAAGGCCGAGAAUCAACCCCCACAACGUAACCGACACCACCGUCCCGCCGCUAAACCCGCCGCCGCAGAUUCCGGUUUCCGAUUCCAACAACCGCCGUCACAAAUCCAUCGGAUUAGGCCUCGGGAUCGGAAUCCCGUCUUUCUUCUGCGUAGUUCUCGUAGUUUUCGGCUACGUCUCCGUCAAGAAAUGGAAGGGUACCAAAACAGAGAAGAUCUUGAAAUCGGAGCUUAUAACCGGGCCGAGGCAAUUCGACUACAAAGAGCUCAAAUUCGCCACGAGGGGUUUUCACCCCUCCCGUAUAUUAGGGCACGGAGCGUUCGGCACUGUCUACAAAGCCCUUUUCCCAGAAACGGGCACUAUUUCCGCCGUCAAAAGAUCGAAGCACAGCCACGAAAGUAAAACAGAGUUCUUAUCCGAGUUAUCGAUCAUAGCUUGUUUGAGGCACAAGAAUUUGGUGCAGCUACAAGGGUGGUGCGUCGAGAAGGGCGAAUUGUUGCUCGUUUACGAGUUUAUGCCGAACGGGAGUCUUGAUAAUGUGCUAUACGAUUAUAUCGACAACGGCUAUAACAAUAACAAUAACCCGUUGAAAUGGGAGUACCGAUAUAAUAUCGCUAUAGGGUUAGCUUCGGCAUUGACCUACUUGCAUCAAGAAUGCGAGCAGCAAGUGAUUCACCGAGACGUAAAAACGAGCAAUAUAAUGCUCGACGGAAGCUACAACGCUCGGCUCGGCGAUUUCGGAUUGGCUAGGCUUAUGGAUCACGACAAGAGCCCGCUCUCAACUUUGACAGCUGGCACGAUGGGAUAUCUCGCGCCGGAGUAUUUGCAGUACGGUAAAGCGACGGAGAAAACGGAUGUUUUUAGCUAUGGCGUGGUUAUAUUGGAGCUGGUUUGCGGGAGGAGGCCGAUCGAGAGGGAAGGGCAAAAUGGGAAGAUGGUGAAUUUGGUGGAUUGGGUGUGGGGGUUGUAUUCGGAGGGGAAUCUUGUCGGGGCGGCGGAUGGGCGGAUGAAGGGGGAGUUUGAGGAGGCGGGGCUGAGGAAAAUGCUGCUUGUCGGGCUGAGCUGCGCGAAUCCCGAUAGUUCGGGGAGGCCGAAUAUGAGGAGGGUUUUGCAGAUAUUGAACGGGGAGGCGGAGGGUUUGGUUGUGCCGAGGAAGAAGCCGAGUUUGACUUUUUCGAAUAGUCUACCGUUGAGUAUCGAUGACCUCGUUUCGGAUUGCGGAUCGCCCGACUCGCAACUGGAGAUUAGGAUUGAUUGAUUGAAGGUGUUUGUUUUGCUGCUGCUAUAGAUGAUGAUGAUUUGAUAUUCUUUUAAUUUUUUUGAGAUUGUUUGAUUGAUUUUUGUUUGGUGUUACAUUUGAUUGUGAUUUGGUGUACAUUUGAUUUUUGAUUUUGGAUUUCGGAUGUUUGAUUGAUAUAAACUAAAUUAGUUGUUAUUAAAUAGAGAAUAUUACACUUUCAGCCC